Molecule: messenger RNA, 1569 nt
Organism: Aspergillus novofumigatus IBT 16806
Lineage: Eukaryota; Fungi; Ascomycota; Eurotiomycetes; Eurotiales; Aspergillaceae
Product: ssDNA-dependent ATPase MGS1
Exons: 2
Coding region: 1-1569 (522 amino acids)
Biological process (GO): DNA-templated DNA replication; regulation of DNA repair; DNA repair
Cellular component (GO): nucleus
Molecular function (GO): ATP hydrolysis activity; enzyme activator activity; ATP binding
Source: RefSeq, a predicted model, not a curated record
AUGGUUUCCUGUCCCAUUUGCGGGAAAUCCGUUCCGUCCCUAAAGAUCAACGACCAUAUCGACUCCAAUUGUGAGAACUACAUUGAGGAGCCGACAUCGAGCACGGGGGAGCCAGGAUCUUCUCAGAAGACUCCAGUACCUAGCUUCUUUCAGCCGACCUCUGCCCGAAAGGCCGCCUCCCAAAGCAUACCGCAAAGUGAUUCCCCGUCCGCACCUUCACCGCUACGACCCGUCAACGGGAAACGAACGAUUACACACGAGAAGGAGUCUGUCUUGAACGGGAACAAGCCGGAUCAAGAUGAAGUGCAAAGAGAGCCUAAUCCGAAAAAGCCGAAGGUGAACGCGCUUCAGAAAGCAGCACCUUUGGCUGAGCGUAUGCGGCCCCGGACUCUCGAUGAAGUCUGUGGCCAGGAGCUCGUUGGGCCGAAUGGUGUACUCCGCGGACUAAUUGAACAAGAUCGAGUCCCGAUCAUCGCGUCGAUGGUAGGGAGCAGAUUCGUGGAAAUCAACAGUACCAGUACCGGGGUCGCGGAAUGCAAAAAGAUAUUCGCAGAAGCCAGAAGCGAGCUCGGUCUGACUGGAAGGAAGACGAUAGUGUUCUGCGAUGAGAUCCAUCGCUUCUCCAAGUCACAGCAGGAUGUUUUCUUAGGCCCUGUAGAAAGUGGGCAAAUCACACUCAUUGGCGCCACGACCGAGAAUCCGUCUUUCAAAGUCCAGAGCGCUCUCCUUUCCAGAUGCAGGACCUUCACAUUGUCAAAACUGAGCGAUGAGGACGUCAAAUCUAUCCUUGACCGAGCUUUGAGAGUGGAGGGUCCCAACUAUUCACCGUCCUCAAUCGUAGAUGAUGAGUUGAUUGAAUACCUUGCUCGCUUUUCUGACGGAGACGCUCGAACAUCCCUCAACCUUUUGGAGCUGGCUAUGGACUUGUCGGGACGUCCCGGCAUGACCAAAGAAGAAUUGAAGCGAUCGCUUACCAAGACUUUGGUGUACGACCGCGCAGGGGAUCAACAUUAUGACACAAUCUCGGCCUUCCACAAAUCGAUCAGGGGCAGUGACCCAGAUGCUGCUCUAUACUACCUCGCACGCAUGCUGCAAUCUGGCGAAGACCCUUUGUAUAUUGCACGUCGCCUAGUUGUUGUGGCUUCAGAAGAUAUCGGCUUGGCAGACAACAGUAUGCUGCCACUUGCUGUUGCUACUCACUCGGCCGUCGAAAAGAUCGGCCUUCCAGAAGCACGCAUCAAUCUCGCACAUGCUACAGUAGCCAUGGCGCUCUCUAAAAAGAGUACUCGAGCGUAUCGCGGCUUGAACAAUACUUUUGCAGCGUUGGGGGAGCCGGGGGUUGCGGGCUUGCCAGUACCGAUCCAUCUGAGAAACGCCCCCACUCGAUUCAUGAAGGAGUUGGGGUAUGGGAAAGAGUACAAGUACAACCCGAAUUACCUCGAUGGUCAGGUAGUGCAAGAUUACCUUCCAGAGAAACUACUUGGCCGGAAAUUUCUUGAAGACCGAGAUCUGGGCACUAAGAUUGACCCUGAUCUUAUAGCUCGGGAUGAACAACAUCUGGAGCCUUGA